Molecule: messenger RNA, 753 nt
Organism: Ostertagia ostertagi
Lineage: Eukaryota; Metazoa; Nematoda; Chromadorea; Rhabditida; Trichostrongylidae
Source: the annotation of a GenBank genome assembly
AUGGACCUAUCCAUCGGGGCUACCCGAAUUGAAAGUUUACGUCGCUACAAACAAACUCAAAGUGACCAACUCAAACAACACAUAGAAGACCAGACAAACAAAAUAUGGACACUUUACGAAUCCUACCUACAUGCGAUUACAUCGCUACCCGAAAACAAAUUGUACGAAGAAGCCUUCCACAAAUACUGGGAGGAAAAGGAAGGAGACGCGAAGCUAACACUCGCAACAACUAUCGCUCAACAACUCGACAAAAGAGCUACAGAAUUAGAAUGUCAAGACAUCGCAAUCAGACGCACACAAAAUAACUCGAUACACCAAGAUAAUUACAAUCAAGAAACUUUCGUACAACCUUUCAAUUCAUUAGCAAUUGAACAACGACUGCUUAGCAGCGACCUGAAGGUGCCCGAAUUCCACGGUAAUCCUGCUGAGUUCGGGCCCUUCUGGGAACUCUUCGAAGAACUAGUACACAAACGACCGUAUUCGAACAUUGGCAAACUUUCAAUCUUGCUAGGCUGUUGUAAAGGCGAUGCAGCACGAUCGUUACGGAUGAUUCCUCGCACGGGGGAUGCGUACGAAAGAGCAAUUCAGCCAACUCAAGAGUCAAUACGAAGACCCCAAAAGAAUUACCAUUCAAGUGAUCCGUCAACUCAAAUCAAUGAAGGCAUGUCACGACGACCCGCGUACUCUGCGAAACAACUUGAGCGAUGUGCAGGCUAUAAUAACUACCAUACAAAAACAAGGAGAAGCAAUUGA